Molecule: messenger RNA, 1413 nt
Organism: Parus major (Great Tit)
Lineage: Eukaryota; Metazoa; Chordata; Aves; Passeriformes; Paridae
Gene: SYF2
Product: SYF2 pre-mRNA splicing factor
Exons: 7
Coding region: 61-831 (256 amino acids)
Cellular component (GO): Prp19 complex; catalytic step 2 spliceosome; post-mRNA release spliceosomal complex
Source: RefSeq, a predicted model, not a curated record
AAGUGCCGGGAGCCGGAAGUGCAGGAAGCCGGAAGUGCCGGGAGCAGCGGGAGCGGCGCGAUGGCGGCGGCGGUGUCGGCCCUCAGCAGUUUGGGGGUGCCCGAGGCCGAUGUUGGGAGCGAGGAAGAGGAGGAGGAGGAGGAGGCGGAGCCCGGCCCGGCCGCGGCGGCGGCGGCGGAGCAGAGGCGGGAGGAGCGGCUGCGCCGGUUCCGGGAGCUCCACAUGAAGCGGUACGAGGCCUGCAAGCUGAACAGCCAGGAGGUGGUGGAGGAGGACAAGAGGCUGAAACUGCCCCCAAACUGGGAAGCUAAAAAAGCUCGUCUGGAGUGGGAGCUGCAGGUGCAGGAGAAGAAGAAGGAAUGUGCAGCCAGGGGGGAGGACUACGAGCGGGUGAAGCUGCUGGAGAUCAGCGCCGAGGACGCCGAGAGGUGGGAGAGGAAGAAGAAGAAGAAAAAUCCCGACCUGGGAUUCUCAGAUUACGCGGCGGCGCAGCUGCGCCAGUACCAGAGGCUGACCCGGCAGAUCAAACCCGACCUGGAGCAGUAUGAGAAGCUCAAGGAGCAGUACGGGGAGGCCCUGUACCCCAACUCGGACAGCCUCCUGCACGGCACCCACGUGCCCUCUAAGGAAGGGGUGGACAGGAUGGUGGCAGACCUGGAGAAGCAGAUCGAGAAGAGGGAGAAGUACAGCCGGAGGCGGCCCUACAACGACGACGCCGACAUCGACUACAUCAACGAGAGGAACGCCAAGUUCAACCAGAAGGCUGAGAGGUUCUACGGGAAAUACACGGCUGAGAUCAAACAGAACCUGGAGAGAGGCACAGCUGUGUGAGCUCAAACAGAACCUGGAGAGGGGCACAGCUGUGUGAGCUCAAACAGAACCUGGAGAGGGGCACAGCUGUGUGAGCUCAAACAGAACCUGGGGAGGGGAUGUGUGAGCUCACCCAGCCCAGCCCAAACAGAACCUGGAGAGAGGCACAGCUGUGUGAGCCCAAACAGAACCUGGAGAGGGGCACAGCUGUGUGAGCCCAAACAGAACCUGGAGAGGGGAUGGGUGAGCUCACCCAGCCCAGCCCAGCCCAAACAGAACCUGGGGAGGGGCAGGGCUGUGUGAGCUCAAACAGAACCUGGAGAGAGGCACAGCUGUGUGAGCCCCAACAGAACCUGGGGAGGGGAUGGGUGAGCUCACCCAGCCCAGCCCAAACAGAACCUGGAGAGGGGCAGGGCCCUGUGACCCCACCCCGCCCAGCCCAGCUCUCCCCUGUUGCCGUUUUCAGCCCAUUUUAAGUUGUAUCCGAGUGCAGCUGUUGCUCUCCGGCUGUGCUGGAGGGGAUUGGUGUAGUCCAGCUGUGAGUUUUCGUUCAGUUGUAGCCAGGUUCUGCUGCUCGUGCUCUAAAUAAACUCUUUGGUGUAA